AUGGGGGCGACGGGGGGGAACUUGUUGAGGGGAUGCGGGCGGGGAGGGCUUGAGUCGCGGUGGCAGUAUUUAAUGAUCAGUGCGGGCCGUUGGUGCGGGGCUGGGCAGUUUCUUAUGUGCGCCCCAGCGGCAGCUGCAGAAACAUGUCCACGUAUUGUCCACGUGUUGUCCACGUGUUAUCCACGUGUCCACGGUAUGUACGUGUACCUCCGCCAUACGCUGGUACACGUUUCCACGCGUCCACGUGUGUCCUUGGGGCGGAAGCUUCCAGAACCCUCCCCGCGCCCCAUUCGCCCACUUGUCCGCGCGCCGCCCCGCGCCGCCCGGCACCCCACGUCUUUCGCCGCACCGUCGCGAGCUCGCUGCACAAAUCCACCCGCCUGCCUCCUUCUCCCCCCCACCUUCGCCCCUUCAACCCUCCAUCUCCGCCCUCUUCACCCCACCCCCUCCGUCCCCCUUUCACUCUCCCCCAUCUCUUUCUCCUACUCACUCACUCACUCAUUCACUCUCACACACGCACACUCUCUCUCUCUCACACACUCACUCUCUCUGUGUCUCUUUCUCGCACACGACCAUGGCUCGCGCUUCCCCCGCCUUUUCGCUCGCGGCGCCGGUGACAGCACGCUCGUGGCGGGCAGCGGCGGCCGGGGGGUACGUUUCGGGGCGGUCGGUGGGGCGCGCGCCGGUGUGGCGCGCAGCUGCCAGUGGGCCGUGGGAGCGGGUACGGCGGGCCGUGCGGGUGUCUGCGUUGACGCUGGCGCUGGCGACGAGCGGGGUGUUGGGGCCGGUGGAGCGGGACGCACUGGCGGCGGGGGCGCCAGCGGCAGCGGUGAAGGACACGUCGGGGACAGGGGACGCGGAGGCGGCGGCGAUGACGCUGGGGGCGGUGACAAUCGGCGGGCUGGUGAUGCGGGCGAUCGUGCACGCCCGGCGCGACGAGGACAGCGAGCGCGAGAGGCUGGCGGCCGAGUGCGGGCGGCUGGAGAGGGAGGAGGGCGAGCGCAUGCGCAGGAGGGAGCGCAAGAAGAUGGAGAUGGUGGAGGGGACCGUGGUUAA
Messenger RNA from Chondrus crispus (carragheen), 1056 nucleotides. RefSeq lists its product as hypothetical. The record is from RefSeq and is a predicted model, not a curated record. The transcript has a single exon. Bases 1 to 1056 code for a protein of 351 amino acids. Lineage: Eukaryota; Rhodophyta; Florideophyceae; Gigartinales; Gigartinaceae.